AUGGCGACUUCUGAGACGGUGAUGCUUGUGAUCAGAUCAGUUACGCCGAAGUUUCGCAACAACCACGAUAAGGUCGCUUUCGCUGUUCACGCUUCUUUCCUCGCUUCCGGUUUCAUCCUCACUGCCACCGGACGGCCUGCCUUCGCGGACGACGCUCUCUCUUCGUCUCCUUCUCAGGAUGCUGUUGGGAUUGAUGGGUGGAACGAAUUCAACGGGGAAUACGCGUUUGUCUAUAGAAAUCCGGAGAAGGGAUCGAAGAAAGUUUUGGUUAAGUGUUUGGUGAUUGAUGGUAAACUUAUCGUUAAUGCCAUACGUGAAGGUGGAGCAGAACCUAAUCAUCUUGAGAUAGAAGUUGGGAAUUAUGCAGAGGAGAGUAGAGACGGAGAUUACACUGCGCAGUUUAAGAAUUUGGGUAAAUUAGUAACUGAUUUGCAGAGUGAGAUUAUCGAUAAGCUCAACGGAAGAGUGAAACCUGCUUCUUCAAGAACCCCUUCCAGCUCUGAGACAAAUGAAGAGCGUGGACAAUACGUUGGAAUACCAGAUCCAUUAGGCCCUCAGAUUCACCCGUCAGGGGUGGUAAUUCCUCCAGUACCCCGUGAUGGAGGUUACAGUGAUCUCCACCCUGGCCUAGGUGCGGGAAUGUACCCUCACAGGGGUGGUUCUGGCGAUGGAAGCAUGCUUGUAGGACCAAGUGACCCUCGCUUUUUCAGCCCAUACGGUGAUCAACCUGGCUUCAUGGGACCACCACAACCGGGUGUACCACCUCCUGGUGCUCGUUUUGAUCCUUAUGGCCCGCCCGGUGUUCCCGGUUUUGAGCCAGGCCGUUUCACAAGGCAACCACCAAGAGGACCAGGAAAUGGGAUGCAUCCAGAUCUUGAGCAUUUUCCAGGCGGUUCAGAUUUUAUUUAG
Messenger RNA from Arabis nemorensis, 909 nucleotides. Lineage: Eukaryota; Viridiplantae; Streptophyta; Magnoliopsida; Brassicales; Brassicaceae. The record is from the annotation of a GenBank genome assembly.